AAUUGAUUAAUCUCGAGAUAAAUGCCCCAAAAAUUUAUGAAAGAAGAAAUUUAGAAAAAAUUGUAAAGCGAUUCGACUGAAUAAUCGAACCGGGAAAUCGAUAGAAAAAAAUCGAGUAUCGAAUGCAAAAAAAAUCGAUUAUUGAGGUAUCGAUUGUGAAUCGAAAAACUAGGAUAGCCUCCAAGAGGUUUCAGUCCAUCCUAUUUGAUCGUCGGCGUCCACCGAUGGUUCAGACCGGACGUAAUCGUCUACCUGGAUUAUCAAAAUUUUCAAAAAAAUGGGGACUACAGACACCGCUAUUGUUAAAAAACCCUCCACCGAGGGCAACGAAUUAAUCGACGAGUACGGAAUGAAUUUAAAAAUUCUCCCAACGAAUGCUCAGGUGAAAGAGCUGCAGACGAUUCUCAGAGACAAAAACACCACCAGGAGUGAUUUUAAAUUCUAUGCCGAUCGUUUGAUAAGACUCGUUAUCGAGGAGAGUCUCAAUCAGUUGCCAUUCACUAAGUUCGUCGUAACGACUCCAACUGGUGCCAAAUAUAAGGGGCUGAAGUAUCAGAAGGGAAACUGUGGAGUGUCGAUUGUCAGAAGUGGAGAAGCUAUGGAACAGGGGCUGAGGGACUGCUGUCGUAGCAUACGAAUCGGGAAAAUCCUAGUCGAGAGUGACGCAGACACUCACGAAGCCAAAGUCGUUUAUGCUAAAUUUCCAGACGACAUUGCUGACAGGAAAGUUUUACUAAUGUAUCCAAUAAUGAGUACUGGAAAUACUGUGAUAAAGGCCAUAGCUGUUUUAAAAGAGCAUAAUGUGUCAGAGGAAAAUAUCAUCCUUUCGAAUUUAUUUUGUACGCCACCUGCUGCCAAAACUCUAGUCACUGCCUUUCCCAAGAUGAAGUUCUUAACAUCGGAGAUCCAUAACGUAGCUCCAAACCACUUUGGACAGAAAUAUUUUGGCUGUUCAAAUCGAGGAGAGAGGCCGUGAGAGGAUAAAUAAUUAGAAAGGAGAGAUUAUUGAAUAAUUGAAGACAGUUGGUGAGAUUGAUAAUAUUCCUAGAAAAUUUUUUACUCUUCGUAGAUAAUCAUUCCGCAAAAUCCUGGAAGACUGAUCAAUAACUGGAGUACUUGAUAAUUAAUCAAAUGAAAUUCUCGUUCAUGACGUAAUAUUUUUAUUAGUAAAUUCAUGUAUUUAUAUAACAGUUGUUUCUUUAUUUUGUAAAUAUAUUGCGCAAUAUAUUUAAAAUUUGCAUAAUGACUCAGAGCAA
Fopius arisanus is the source of this 1256-nucleotide messenger RNA. RefSeq names its product krishah (gene kri). Gene Ontology annotation, molecular function: ribosylnicotinamide kinase activity. The record is from RefSeq and is a predicted model, not a curated record. The transcript is spliced from 7 exons. NCBI's taxonomy places the organism in Eukaryota, Metazoa, Arthropoda, Insecta, Hymenoptera, Braconidae. Gene Ontology annotation, cellular component: cytoplasm. Bases 278 to 976 code for a protein of 232 amino acids.